GAAGUCUAGAUUGCAGUCAAGACUUUUCAUGUUACUUGUAGAAGUAGAUAUAGUGUGACACAACUGUCCAUUUAAAUAGCACUAAAUUGUUUUUUAAUGGCAGAAAUGGAGAACAAGGAGAAUUCCAAACUUCGAACUAUAAUAUCCAAAUCUAAGGCUCAACUUUUCAAAUCAGUGGCAAUCUUUAGAUGGCUGCCGACGUACACGAAAAAUGAUAUUCUAGCAGAUUUAAUUGCUGGAUUAACGGUUGGCUUGACUAUGAUACCCCAAUCGAUAGCUUAUGCUGGUCUAGCAGAACAACCAGCAGAGUAUGGACUAUAUACAGCGUUUGUGGGAUCAUAUGUGUAUAUAAUUUUUGGAACUAUUAAGGAAGUUUCCAUAGGACCAACAAGUUUGAUGUCUUUGUUAACCGUAUCGUAUACGAUCGGGAAACCAGUAGAGUAUGUUGUUUUACUUACAUUUUUGGCUGGAUGUGUGGAACUGCUUAUGGGACUUUUAAAUUUAGGAUUUAUAGUGGACUUUAUAUCUCCAUGUUUGACUUCUGGAUUCACAUCUGCUACUACGAUAAUUAUUAUAAUAGCGCAGUUGAAAAAUCUUUUCGGAAUAAGUAUACAAAGCCAUAAUGUUUUACAGAUACUUAGAGAAUUCGUUCAAAAAAUUGACCAAAUUAAAGUGUCUGAUACUUUAAUGGGAUUUGGUUGCAUUGGAUUCCUUGUUGUGUUUAAGUAUAUAACCACAGUGAUUCAACCAAAAAACCCUUCGUUGAAGAAAUUUCUGUGGUUAUUGUACAUAUCGAAAAAUGCCAUCACAGUAACACUGGCCACAAUAGUGUCAGUAUAUUGUAAUCAAAGUGGAGUCUCUCCUUUUAAAAUUACAGGAACAGUUCCCAAGGGAAUUCCAGAAGUUAGGUUUCCUUCAUUAACUAUUCAGCGUGACAAUCAGACGAUUGAAUAUACAGAUAUGUUGGCAGACUUGGGUGGUGGAAUUGCAGUAGUGCCAUUUGUGGCCGUUUUGGCUAAUAUAGCUAUUGCAAAGGCUUACAGUAUUAAUACAGUGGUAGAUGCAUCACAAGAGAUGAUGGCCCUAGGGUUAUGUAAUAUACUUGGUUCUUUUGUUAGAGCUAUGCCCAGUACUGGUGCUUUCACUAGAUCUGCUGUAGCAAGCAGUAGUGAUGUACGAACACCUCUUCAAGGACUUUAUUCAGGUACAGUGAUAGUUUUUGCUCUUAGUUUCUUGGCUCCCUACUUCUAUUAUAUUCCAAAAGCUGUUUUAGCUGCAGUUCUAAUCACGGCAGUUAGUUCUUUAUUGGACUAUAAAAUACUUCCAGUUUUAUGGAAAUGUAACAAGGUAGACUUUUUCCUGACCUUGGGAACAUUUGUCAUAGGCACUUUCUUUGGUGUUGAAGCUGCUCUCGUUUUAGGAAGCAUUUUAAAUCUAUUGAUUCUGGUUAAAUUGUGGUCGAGACCUAAGAUAAAUACUGACAUCAAAGAGAUAAUGGAAACUCAAGUAAAGUAUCUUUAUUUAAAGCCUGAAUUAGGUCUUUAUUAUCCUGGUGCUGAUUACUUAGCAGAAUGUAUAAAGAAGAAGAGAAGCGACUACCCAACUCUGCCUAUAGUUUUGGAUUGUUCCAAUUUUCUUAGGCUAGAUUAUUCAGCAGCAAAGACACUUAUCAACAUUCUACAAACCUUUAAUUAUAACAAAACAAUAUUUGUGAUGAUCAACGUAGAAGAAAACAUCCUCAACAUAAUGAAAACUAUCCCAAAUUCAAAGUCUCUUUUAAGAUUUUGCAACAAGACCAUCAGUAUUCCAGAAAUACUUGUUAUCAACGAAGAUGAAGAAGAUCUUUUGUUAAAGCUUAACGAUGAUAGUGACAUAAAGUCAAUAGAGAGGUCUCUAGAAGUUUUUCAAAUGUUACAGAAUGAAAAUAGCAGAAGGUCUUCGAAAUGUUCUUUAGGUACUACUAGUACUAGAUCGUCUAUUAGCGGGAAUAGCAGAAAAUUUUCUGUUUAUAGUUAAGAAUACUAAUUAGCAAUUGUAGAUGUUUUUGUUUAAUAUAACAGUUAUUUUUCCC
This is a messenger RNA of Diabrotica balteata, 2071 nucleotides long. The record is from the annotation of a GenBank genome assembly. NCBI's taxonomy places the organism in Eukaryota, Metazoa, Arthropoda, Insecta, Coleoptera, Chrysomelidae.